AUGGCACCUGCUGACAAACUCCGCAACCAACAAGAACUCGAGCGGCUUCAGGCCAAGUACGUCGGCACGGGACAUCCGGACACGACGAGCUGGGAGUGGAAGACCAACAUCCACCGCGACACCUACUCGAGCAUCGCCGGGCACCCGCCGCUUCUCUCAUAUCUUGCGCUGGCGGAAAACGUGCCGGUAGCGGCAGUGCGCGUGCGCAUGAUUCGAAAAAUGCUACAGCCGGUUGGGCCACCGCCACCGCGAGAAGGCGACGAAGUGCUCGUAGCGCCGCGACAGGACGGGUCAUGA
Messenger RNA from Parathielavia appendiculata, 297 nucleotides. Its product is annotated as splicing factor 3B subunit 5/RDS3 complex subunit 10. The transcript is spliced from 3 exons. The record is from RefSeq and is a predicted model, not a curated record. Gene Ontology annotation, biological process: mRNA splicing, via spliceosome. Gene Ontology annotation, cellular component: U2 snRNP; precatalytic spliceosome. Lineage: Eukaryota; Fungi; Ascomycota; Sordariomycetes; Sordariales; Chaetomiaceae. The coding region runs from base 1 to 297 and encodes 98 amino acids.